AUGGGAUCGAGGGCUGGUGUUGGGCUAGGUUCAAGAUGCGGAGUGCAAGGUAUUAAGGGAGGAGAUAAGAAAGGUGAUAGUUUGAGGGUAGGGUCGUGGAACAUUGGGACCCUGCAGGGUAGUGAUAGGCAUAGGAAUGACGUAGGUAUCUUAGUGGAUGAAGAGCUUAAGGAGCAGAUAAUGGAGGUUAAAAGGGUUAGUGAUAGGGUUAUGACUAUCAAGUUGGUCUUGGGGGGGCGGGUUACUUUGAACAUCUGUAGUGUGUAUGCGCCACAUCUGGUUCUGGACGAGGAAGAGAAGAAGAGUUUUUGGGAGGUUUUGGACGAAGUGGUUAGAGGCAUGCCUAGUUUGGAGAAGAUUUUCAUAGGUGGGGAUUUCAACGGGCAUAUCGGGUCUUCGCCGUUAGGGUAUGAUGAUGUGCAUGGAGGCUUUGGGUUCGGCGUUAGGAACGAUGAGGGGGUUGCUCUUUUGGAUUUUGCGAGGGCCUUUGGGUUGGUGGUAGUGAAUUCCAGCUUUCCGAAGAAGGAAUAA
Molecule: messenger RNA, 531 nt
Organism: Capsicum annuum
Lineage: Eukaryota; Viridiplantae; Streptophyta; Magnoliopsida; Solanales; Solanaceae
Exons: 2
Coding region: 1-531 (176 amino acids)
Biological process (GO): chromatin remodeling
Cellular component (GO): nucleus
Source: RefSeq, a predicted model, not a curated record